UCUUUCUUUUGUCUGAUAUCAUCGUUCAGCUGUUUUAACGCCGUCUUUCUGACUUCUCUUCUCUUUUCUUUUUCCUCUGCUUCUCCUCCGACUCUAGAUAAACUACCACACCCUCACGUCUCGUGCACCGCGCCUGUUUAAAGCCUGUCUCUGCUUGGCUGCCAGCACGUUCCGUGCGCCGUGGCGGGCAGGGCUGCCGAGCACUUGUUUCCAUACACUUUCAGCGUGGAGGUACACGGGAUCGGACAGUCUCCGCCUCCUGCGCUGACGUGCGCCGCAGUCCGCCCACUGAGGCUCCUUAUCCGCACGAAGUGGGCGGUCCCUGCGGCCAGGAUUCAGCGCCGUUUAACACGUGAGCCUCAUGUGACAGAGGCAGGUCAGGCUAACGCACAGGCAGAGGCUUUAUCUGACUCCCCUCUCUGUCCUCCCCCAGUCUCCCGACGCGCUAACCAGGAGCUUUACCUUCUUUACGCAGCGAUACAACGACUUGAAGUCGCUCUGCGGGGAUUUUACAACAAAAACAGAAAAGAGAAGAAAAAAGAAGAGACACCUGUCUGUGAAUUUCUGUCUAUUUUCAAGCAGAUUUAUUUUUAUUUUUGCAUUUGACCGACGGCUGACUUCGAAUUUAAACCGUGUUUUACUGAGUAAAUGCGCGCUUUUUUGUGAAGAAUUUGGAAAAAAGACUGACUUUUAGUGCGUAACUGGAAGUUUAAAAAACAAAAAAAGAAGAAAGAAAGAAAAAAAGAAGAAGAAGAAUGGAGCGGAUUCCAAGCGCGCAGCCUCCUCCUCCUCCUUCUCCUCUUCCUCUGUCCAAACACCAGGCUUCUCUGUCAGACGUGCAGGGGAUGGAUUUCCCCAUGUAUGUGUAUAAACCCCGGCGGGGGAUGAAGAGAGGAGACGAAAACAAGGAAACCUACAAACUGCCUCACAGGUUGAUCGAGAAGAAAAGGAGGGACAGGAUAAACGAGUGCAUCGCGCAGCUGAAAGAUUUAUUACCCGAGCACCUGAAGCUCACAACUCUGGGCCAUCUGGAGAAGGCGGUGGUUCUAGAGCUCACACUCAAACAUGUGAAAGCUCUCACCUCUCUCCUGGAGCAGCAGCAGCAGAAGAUCCUGGCUCUGCAGAACGGCAUCCAAGUCGAACAGCCUUCUCUGAGCCAGGAGAAGUCAGAGGAGAUGUUCUGCUCUGGCUUCCACAUGUGUGCCAAGGAGAUCCUGCAGUUUCUAACCAAUCAGGAGAGUCACGAUAGCUUCAGACCAACAGACGUGAUCAGUCACCUCCACAAGUUAGUGGCAGAUGUGCUGCAGAGUCCAAACAGACCACGCAGCCCUGCCACCCCUCACCACGAGAAGACCUCCUCCUCCUACCACCACCAGCACCAGCAGCACCAGCACCAGCACCAACCUCACAAAGAGAUCCACGCCAACUUACCUCCUAAACCGCGAGAAGGCUACGGUCAGAACUGCGUUCCCGUCAUCCAGCGGGCGUACGCCCCGGUGAGCAACGAGCAGAGCGGCAGUGACACAGACACGGACAGUGGCUACGGAGGAGAGUUGGAGAAGAACGAAGCCGGCGAGGCACAGGGCCGUCCGGAGUACUACGGCCAGGAGAGCCAGCUGAAGCGGCCGCUGGAGGAGCAUCAGAGCUCCGGCAUCAAGCAGGAGGAGGUGGAGCCACGCCACAAGCGGCCCCGGGUGGAGUCCUCUGAAGACGAGGGGCUCUCAGGUGGCGAGUCCUCCACGUCCUCCAGCGGUUACAGCAGUUACAUGAGCGCGUCUCCCAACCGCCCCGCGCCGCCUCACCCCCUCUGUAUGCCUUUCUACCUCAUUCCACCCUCUGCUGCUGCAGCCUACCUGCCCAUGCUGGAGAAAUGCUGGUACCCCGGGGCCGUGCCCAUGCUCUAUCCUGGUGUGGGAGGAACAGCGCCGUCCAUGUCCAGUGAAAGACCGUCUCCUCCUCAGCUGGUGAUGUCUCCCAGAGGAGGCUCUCCAGCUCCAGCUAUGUCUCAGAGCCCCAUGGACUCCCCCGCCCUCCUUCAGGCGCUGAAGCAGGUUCCACCUCUUAACCUAGAAACCAAAGACUGAAGGAAAACAGGGGGCGCUGUUUUAAUGUUCAAAAGCAGAGACAGUGGUAGGAGAGGAAGAAGAAGAAAACUGAGCCGUUAUCAUAACCCACCCCUCGGUCCUCCGGUCUGUUGGUCAGCCUGGAGGUCACGCAACGGAUCUGAGGAGUAGUGGUUGACGGAGGGAGCAGCUUCUGUCCGGGGAGGAUUCAAAGCUCACGUUGAAUGUUAAAUAUCCAGUGAUAUUAAUCAGUGCAAAUGUAUCAUACGGUAUGAAAUGGCCCCGGCCUUCAUACAGAGACGCUCUCUCUUGGUUGAAUGUAAAAGAAAGACAUGUUUUAGAUGCUGCUGUUUUAAGUAUAAACAAAAAACAAAAAAACAAACGCCGACGACACUGAUGCAUUUCACCCGUAGCUGUUGAGAUGGAAACUUGCCAUUUAGAAAUUGUUGCACCAAAUGUCAGUUGUAUAAUAUCACCCCAAAGUCUGUCAUCUACCUGUAAGUCGGCGGCGCUGUCGUCCAGACACUGUGAUGACGGGAGUGAAACUACAUCCAGUCCAUGGAUGGAUGAGCGGCCGCCGCAGGCUGACGCUGAAUGAGAAGUCUCUGUGUUGGUGUAAUUAUUGUUCAUAGGUCUUUUGUACAUUUCUGUUUUGUUUUUUUUUGGGUUCCUGUCCUUGUUCUCUGUCCAUCAGGUGAGAUGACAGGAGGGCAGAGUGUGGACACUUGUCUGUGGUGUACUCAGAACGACUGUGGACAUACUAUGUAGCACUGUGCUGGACCAGGUCUGCCUACUCCUCAUCUGUUUUUUUGCUCAAGUCAAACCCGGUGUUUGCUCUUGCCGUUGCCUUUAACUCGUGAAAAAGCUGAUAAAUCUCAGAUGUUCUUUCUCUGUGCAGCGUAUGAAUAGUGGUGUCAGAGCAGCGAGGAGGCGAAGACGUGAAUGUAAGUUUUACCAGAGGAUUAGUUUUCUACAGAAAGAGGUACUUGAGAUUUUAUAUUUUGGGACCUACGUGAGAGCUAUUGGAUGUACAUAUUUUUGUCUAUAAAUGUUGAUAUACAAUAUAAGUGUAUUAAUAAAGUAUUUUUUUUCUUCUCAGUGUAAA
Cynoglossus semilaevis (tongue sole) is the source of this 3168-nucleotide messenger RNA. It is a transcript of the gene bhlhe40, whose product is annotated as basic helix-loop-helix family, member e40. The transcript is spliced from 5 exons. Gene Ontology annotation, molecular function: DNA binding; protein dimerization activity. Bases 756 to 2084 code for a protein of 442 amino acids. Gene Ontology annotation, biological process: regulation of DNA-templated transcription. The record is from RefSeq and is a predicted model, not a curated record. NCBI's taxonomy places the organism in Eukaryota, Metazoa, Chordata, Actinopteri, Pleuronectiformes, Cynoglossidae.